Pseudophryne corroboree (corroboree frog) is the source of this 3633-nucleotide messenger RNA. RefSeq names its product family with sequence similarity 110 member B (gene FAM110B). The transcript has 4 exons. The coding region runs from base 578 to 1690 and encodes 370 amino acids. The record is from RefSeq and is a predicted model, not a curated record. NCBI's taxonomy places the organism in Eukaryota, Metazoa, Chordata, Amphibia, Anura, Myobatrachidae.
CUGGAGAGGGUCAUGUUGGAAGGUACACGAACACUGAGAGACCUGCUCCCACCAAGGCUGUCCGGUGGCCCUCUCCGAUGUUGGGGUGAUGUCUCCAGAUGUCUUUUGAGCAGCAGUUCCCAGAUAUGGUUGCUCCUUCUGUAACAACUGCAACAAGCAAUGAAUAGUAAUGUGCUUUGAGAUCUGUGAUGCCUUGAACGUAAAAGUGAAGCUGUGGGAACAAACUUUGCACCCCCAGGACGAAUCCACGAUUAAUGGCUGAUCCCUGCCUGUAGUAGAACACAAAGAAAGGACAAGACACCCACAUCUUUCUGUGCGAAUAAAAGAUUCAGCUGAGCAGAUUAAUAGACUUCUGUCUGGUGGCCUUUUUGUAUCAGAGCUGUCUUUUUACCGAUAACUUAAAUAAACAAAACAAUACAAAAUGUAAUUUAAUGAGCUAUGAGAUGGAGAGCUGCUGGUAAUACUCCGAUUUCAGGAUUCAGCUGUUCAUUGUGCUUGAUGCACAUGUUUCUGCACAGUGAAUUUAGGAAACAGAAGAAGAGAAUCCAAAACGGCUGCAGGGGAACAAUCUUCAAACAUGCCUACAGAAACACUACAGGCAGGUAGCAUGGGGAAACCUGUUAGCCCAGCUGUGGCUUUCACAUCUGCUGUCCCUCUACGAAUAUUGAACAAAGGACCUGACUAUUUCCGCAGGCAGUCAGAACCUAAUCCCAAGAGACUCAGCGCAGUGGAAAGACUGGAAGCUGAUAAGGCAAAAUACGUCAAGAGCCAAGAGGUCAUCAAUGCCAAGCAAGAGCCUGUGAAGCCAGCAGUACUUUCUAAACCUCCCGUCUGCCCUGGUGUUAAACGAGCUUUGGCUAGCCCAACUUUGAAGAUGUUUAACAACAAUGCAAAGUCUGAGAGCUGUGUACAAAGGGAGAAUCUGAAGCUGGAAAUCCUGAAAAACAUUAUCAAUAGCUCUGAAGGUUCCAGUACAGGAUCUGUGCACAAGCAAAGUUCCAAAAACUGGACACCAAGUAGGUCAGAUUCAUCAGACCAAAACAGACAUUCUUUUGCAGAGUCCUUAAAGAUCUAUUCUACCCAGAGUCAUGGUAGUCCCCAAGACAGCAACUCCAACAUCAGCAGGAGGCUACUAGAAAAAUCAGGUGAUACUUUUUUACAUAUUUCUCAUAGUUCCUCAGACAUUAGAAAAGUCACGAAUAUGAAACAGAUAAAAGCUAUUCCAUGCAGCAGUUCAGCCCCACCGCUGCCUCCUAAACCUAAACUUUCCACCCUCACUACCCUUAAAUCACCAGACAACGAUUCUUGGGAACCAAGCUGUGGUGUCAUCCGAAGGCCAUCGCUCCAGCGCUCUAAAUCUGACUUAAGCGACAGAUACUUUCGAGUUGAUGCAGACGUAGAGAGGUUCUUCAAUUACUGUGGACUGGAUCCUGAAGAGCUUGAAAAUCUCGGGAUGGAAAAUUUUGCAAGGGCUAAUUCUGACAUAAUUUCUCUAAACUUUCGCAGUGCAAGCAUGAUCAGCUCAGACUGUGAACAGUCUCAGGACAGCAACAGUGACCUUAGAAACGACGACAGUGCCAACGACCGCGUGCCAUACGGCAUUUCUGCCAUAGAGCGUAAUGCCAGGAUCAUCAAAUGGUUGUACAGCAUUAAGCAAGCUAGAGACUCACAGAAGGUAUCCCAUGUGUGAGAGACAGCCAAUGGUAUCUUUAGAGACUGCAUUUUGUCUGUGAAUAUUCAGUUGUGGAAGGGUUGUAAAGUCUACUUGAAGUCUUGUAAACUUUUCAAACUGCUCUGUGUUGCUUGUUGUGCAAUGUUUUCAAGUUGCAUGCCUGUCAACAUGUGAGACUGACCUGGCUUUCACUUGAACAAAUACUACAAAGCCUAGUUGAAUAUACUCCCUAUCUUCCAAAAGUUUAAGACCAAGUCAAAGUUUAAAGAGGUUUUCCACUUUGAAUAAACCCUUUUAUUAAAUCCUCUCUAUACCCCAAAAUAGUAACUUUGGUGAGGGUCUUACAUCCAUUUGCUGUAAUUAGCAGGGUCCGGGCACUCAUAUUUAAUUCUGCACUGUUCGGCUAUCUUUAGCAAGAGGAACCUGAUGUAGCUGCUCAUAAUAAAAGCCUCAGAGCUGCUAGAUUUUAUAUCCACUGCUUUAGAGGAACCAGAGCUAUACAAGUGCCGUGGCCAUGGGAAAUUACUGCUGUUGUGGAGGAAGGGAAAUUAAUACAGUGAUUAUUUGAAAAUGUCAAACCUCCUUUAAUAGCUUUGUUUUUAAAGUAUACCCAUCACCUACAUACAGAAGAGAUUGCCGUUUUGUGUACUUGCAUCAAUAUUAAACAUUUGAUUUCACUAGAAAUUACUUUUUGCCACAAUAAUUUCAUUAGUUCCUUGUAGUUGCAGACAUGUUAGUUCAGCCCACAAAAUGGCUGCCUUCUCCUGGGUAGGUAACAGGUACACUGUAAUGUUACACUGUUUACAUGACAAUGAUAGGUAGAAAUUUUAUUUAACAUGCAUAAGUCUUAUUGGUUUUGAUAUAUAAACCUUUCAAAGAGAGAAUGAGGUCAGGUGCUUGCUUACACUUUUAGGUUUUUAUUGUUUUGUAUUUAAAACAAAAUGAUGCAAGUUUUGAAUUUUUUUUUUUUUUUUUUUAAAGUUCUGUUAAGACUAUUUUGUCAAACAGGUGUUAUUAUUAGUUGGUGACCCUGCUCCAUGCAGCACAGGCAUAUGCAAUACAAUUGGCACUGCUGUCAUGGCUGAGGUACAUUGCUCCUCUUGCUUUACCUAGUAAUGGUUGUGAAACAUCAUGGGAGAAAUAGUUCAGAUACAUCUGCAGUACCAAAGUUUGUCCAUCCCUGAUGUAGUUUAUUAACAUUGGUCUCUUUGCGACAAGGGAGAAUAUGCAUUGGCUUUGUUUUCUAGUCUUAAACUUUUGACAAGAACUAUGAGAUCCAACCUCAAACUUCUAGAAGCUGCCUUCAAUAGAACAAAUUAUUGCAAGUCCAUGCUACAAGCCAUAUCAGUAUACGAGAUCAAUCUAAUUCUGGAAUAGCCUCACUAGCUGGAUUCUAGCUGAAUUAAUUGUAUUUGUUGUCUUGCAUAUGUUACAUCUCAGUCUAUGAAUGUUUGUCUCACUUGAAAGUAUUGUAGUUUAUCUAAAACUGCUUUUGUUUUCUCAUGGCAGUUUUUUCUGCACGUCAGCCUUCUUACAGAUGUCUAUAUUUUUUAUGUUUUUCUUUUUUUUUGACACCGUUCCUGUUUUAAAAUGCACCUGUCACCUAUGCAGCGUGGAGGCAGCCAUUUUGUGAAUUUAAACCAUCAUUCAUAAGGGUAUAACCUAUCUAUUGACUAGGGCUUGGUGAAAUUGGUAAGGCACAAGAUGGCUGCCUUAACUGUAUGUCGAUGACAGGUGCACCUCGGAAGGAACAACCAGAGAAUGCAGUGUCUGUUACAUUGUUACAGUAUCCGUGUUUAGAGGCCCUCGCAGUAUUUUCAUUUCAGCAGGCCAAUAUGACAAAAAGAAAAACAAAACCUUUUUUAUGGUGUAAAUGCUGUAAGGAUUUGUAUAUACUUAAUUUGCUAUUGAAAUUUUGGGGAAAAAAGUGUUAUACUAAUAAAUAGCUCUUGGUUCAGCAA